CCUGUGCCAUGCUCAGCGCCCAGGAACGCGCCCAUGUCACCCAGGUCUGGGACCUGAUCGCCGGCCACGAGGCGCACGUCGGGGCGGAGCUGCUGCUCAGGCUCUUCACCGUGUACCCCAGCACCAAGAUUUACUUCCGGCACCUGGGCACCUGCCCGGACGAGGCGCAGCUGCAGAGCCAUGGACAGCGCAUGCUCGCGGCAGUGGGCGUGGCUGUGCAACGCAUGGACGACCUGCGAGCUGCUCUGAGCCCGCUAGCCGACUUGCACGCCCAAGUGUUGCGCGUGGAUCCCGCCAACUUUCCGCUGCUAAUCCAGUGCUUCCAAGUGGUGCUGGCCUCACACCUACAGGAUGAGUUCACCGUGGAGGUGCAGGCGGCGUGGGACAAGUUCCUGACAGGCGUGGCGGUGGUGCUGACGGAGAAGUACCGCUAAGCCCCGCAUCCCACAAGGCUUGAUCUGUUUUGUCAAUAAAAGGCUUCA
Molecule: messenger RNA, 482 nt
Organism: Sciurus carolinensis (gray squirrel)
Lineage: Eukaryota; Metazoa; Chordata; Mammalia; Rodentia; Sciuridae
Gene: Hbm
Product: hemoglobin subunit mu
Exons: 3
Coding region: 9-434 (141 amino acids)
Biological process (GO): hydrogen peroxide catabolic process; oxygen transport
Cellular component (GO): haptoglobin-hemoglobin complex; hemoglobin complex; blood microparticle
Molecular function (GO): heme binding; organic acid binding; oxygen binding
Source: RefSeq, a predicted model, not a curated record